Linum trigynum is the source of this 1520-nucleotide messenger RNA. The record is from the annotation of a GenBank genome assembly. Lineage: Eukaryota; Viridiplantae; Streptophyta; Magnoliopsida; Malpighiales; Linaceae.
GACCUAUGAAUUUAUUGCUUUUAAAUACAUGAAGCAAACAAUAGGAUUUAGACAAAAUUCAAAAUAAAUCUGAAUCCAUGACCAAAUCUAUCACCAAAUAAUCAAACAAACAACCCCUAAAUAGUCAAAUUGCUCAUCCGGGAGGAAGCUAUAAAACCCGAACCGUUUGGAUUUCCACUUUUCUAUGAAAUCCAGAGACGGAGAGUGAGAGACCGCGAACGGCAAAUUGCUCACUGAAGCAGGACCGAAGACAUGAGUUUUCUCGCGGGAAGGUUAGCGGGAAAAGAAGGCGCCUACUUUUUCCAGGAAUCCAAACACGCCGUCAAUCGUCUCGUCGAGAAAUCCCCCGCCGCCACCACCACCACCAAACCAAUCGCCGCAACCCUAGCCCCGCCGCCUUCCGUUCCCCAAUCGGACGUGCUUCCGGAAGUUCUGAGGCAUUCCCUUCCGUCCGGAAUCUUUGGUAAGCCGUCGGAUUCCUCCACCCUCUCCAAUGGGUCCAAGUGGGUUAUCCCCUCCGACCCGAAAAACGGGUCGGGUGUCUCGCCGGACAAACUCAAUCCCCUCCGGGCUUAUGUUUCUCUGCCUCAGGUCACUUUUGGUCCCAAAAGGUGGGAAUUGCCGUAUCAGGAGCAUUCGAUGACGGCGUCGACGGCGAAUGAGCUGAGAAAAGACAAGUAUACCCCUAUGAAUCCUGAGAAGUUGAAGGCUGCUGCUGAGGGUCUUGCUAACAUUGGGAAGGCAUUUGCAGUAGCUACUGCCCUUGUGUUUGGUGGUUCUGCUGUGCUGUUUGGUUUAGCAGUGUCCAAGCUGGAGCUUCAGAAUGGUGAUGAUAUCCGUAUCAAAGGGAAAGACAUGGUUCAGCCGAAGUUCGAUGUAAUCAGGGAGCAAUUGAUGCCAUUCAAAGCCUGGGCUGAAGAGAAAUCAAAGAAGUGGCAGCUAGAUCGACAUGAAGAAAUCAAGGAGAAGCCAAUGAUCACAGCGCUUUCCAAGAUCCUCGGAGCAACAAAGACACCUUGAUGAUUCAUAUGCCCAACCACAAUCGGUCUGUGUUUCAAUUAUGUUCUUGUGCAUAGUCCUUGAUGUUGUACUUUCAGUCAUUAUGAAAAAAGCUGUAAGAUGAGAUAAAUAUCUAUAACCAUUCUGAGAAGUAAUUUUAUCUGUAAAAAGGAACAGAAUGGUGGAGGGAUCGAUUAGUCAACCGUCUGAAUGAGUUGCAAGGAGAAAACGAUAGCUUAAUGUUGUUUAUACUGGUUCUGUAAUACAUACUUCACUUGUUUAAUGUUUUCUGGUUCUUCUCUGAACAUUUCUAUUGUCUUGAAGCUUGUAACCAAGCAUGACUCGAAGUUGAUGACAUGAUUUGUAAAGACCAAGCAUGAUAUAAUGACAGAGGACUAUUCCAGAAGGAUAGAAAUUCCAAUCAGAGAUUCCUCAACAGCAAUCUGCCACUUCGAGGAUUUCCCUCAGCCUUUAGCUAUGGUCUAUGGAUUCCUAAUGAGCAAAAAACCAGUCCAUUUCUA